Messenger RNA from Acanthisitta chloris (rifleman), 1278 nucleotides. RefSeq names its product mannose phosphate isomerase (gene MPI). The transcript has 8 exons. Bases 130 to 1278 code for a protein of 382 amino acids. Gene Ontology annotation, molecular function: zinc ion binding; mannose-6-phosphate isomerase activity. The record is from RefSeq and is a predicted model, not a curated record. Gene Ontology annotation, biological process: GDP-mannose biosynthetic process; carbohydrate metabolic process. Gene Ontology annotation, cellular component: cytosol. NCBI's taxonomy places the organism in Eukaryota, Metazoa, Chordata, Aves, Passeriformes, Acanthisittidae.
CCCCUCUCCUGCGCGGUGCAGAACUAUUCGUGGGGCAAGGUAGGCCUGGAGAGCGAGGUGGCCAAGCUGCUGGCAAGUGGUGACCCUCUGGUCCAGAUCCAGCCUGACCGGCCCUAUGCCGAGCUGUGGAUGGGCACACACCCCCGGGGUGAUGCCAUCAUCCUGGAUAACCGCAUCCCUCAGAAGACCCUGGGCCAGUGGAUUGCUGACAACCCUGCCUGCCUGGGGGCCAAGGUGAAGGACACCUUCCAGGGACAGCUGCCCUUCCUCUUCAAGGUGCUCUCAGUCAACACUGCCCUCUCCGUCCAGGCACACCCCAACAAGGAGCUGGCAGCAAAGCUGCAUGCACAGUUCCCUGAGCAGUAUCCUGAUGCCAACCACAAACCCGAAAUGGCCAUCGCCCUCACACCCUUUGAGGGCUUGUGCGGCUUCCGGCCCGUGGAGGAGAUCGUCUGCUUCCUCCAGAACGUGCCCGAGCUGCGGGCACUGAUUGGAGCGGUGGCCGCGGAGCAGCUGGAGCGCAGCGGCAGUGAUGACCCCCGCGGCGUCUCAGCCGCUCUCCGUGUGUGCUUCACUCGCCUCAUGAAGAGUGAGAAGAAGUUCUUCGUGGACCAACUCAACAUGCUUGUUAAGAGGCUCUCCCAGGAAGCAGCGGAAGGGAAGGACACAUCAGGAAGCAAUGGAGCCCUGCUGCUGCGGCUGCACUCCCAGUACCCAGGGGACAUUGGCUGCUUCACCAUCUAUUUCCUGAACCUGGUGAAGUUGGAGCCGGGGGAGGCCUUGUUCCUGGGAGCCAACGAGCCUCAUGCCUACCUGCACGGAGACUGUGUGGAGUGCAUGGCCUGCUCGGACAACACGGUGCGUGCUGGACUCACCCCCAAGUUCAUCGACGUGCUCACCCUGUGUGAGAUGCUCAACUACACACCAGCACCCAGCAGCUCCAAGAUCUUCGCAGCUGCACAGAGCCAACUUGAUCCCCAUGUCUACCUCUAUGACCCACCUGUGCCAGACUUUGCCAUCAUGAGGAUAGAGAUCCCUGCCUCCAUCAAGCUGUACCUCGUCUCUGCCAUGGACUCUGCCAGCAUCUUGCUGGUGAUCCAAGGGACAGCCGUGGGCACCUCCACAGCCGCAGCCUCCGAGAUGGCCCUGCACCGCGGCUCUGUGCUCUUCGUCUCUGCCAACGAGAGCAUCUCCCUCCACCUGUCUUCUCCCGAGCCUGCUGCCUCCUCUGAGCGGGACCCAGGACACUUCCCUCCCCGUCACUCCACAUUUGAGUAG